AUGGAAGAAAUAAAGACGGAACCAGUGGAUUUUGUGAGGGAAUUUCAAGAGUACCUGACGCAGCAAACGCAGCACGUCAAUAUGAUUUCAGGUUCGAUUUGUGAAGAAAAGGACCCAGUGGCCCCGAGGAGCGAGCAUAAUGGUCUAGACCCCCCAUCCGUGGAGGUGAGCCUGCCCUUGGAGGAAGGGUCAGAUGUGCAAAUGGACGGACUGGAAAGGACGUGUGACGGCAAAUACAAGUGCAGCUUCUGCAGCUAUGUAAACAAGGGCAUGGCCCGCUUGAUCGAGCACAUCCGCAUCCAUACAGGUGAAAAGCCGCACCGUUGCCAGCUGUGCCCAUUUGCUUCGGCCUACGAACGACACCUAGAGGCCCACAUGCGCUCGCACACGGGCGAGAAGCCGUACAAGUGCGACCUAUGCACCUUCCGCUGCAGCGACCGCAGCAACCUGUCCCACCACCGUCGCCGGCGCCACAAGCAGCCGCCCGCCCGGGUGGUGCGCCCGCCCUUUGUCGUCAAGCGAAGCCUGGCCACGCUGCAGAAGCGUAGUGGGUCGCUGUGCUUUGGGAGACGCCUGACCUUCACCCCUCCGCCCCUUCCCAAGUCAGACUACACCAAUGAUGUGCCUCACAAGCAUCAUCACCAUUUGAACAUGAGCGAGCAGAGGAACCCUCCUGGGCUGCUGCAGAAUGACUUCAACAGAGCUUUCAACAACCCACUGGAACAGCUGGCUUCGCUGCAGCCAGCUGACCUCCAUUCGGAAUCCUCUGAAGUACCUGCGAACAGUGACGAGAAGCCAAUUGUGAUACAAGAAGUCACAGGUGCACGAGCCACAACAUGCUCCAACGGCGUGCAGACUUUAACACCAAAAGGUGAAUACCCCGCUUCAGACCACAGGAGUAAUGCACACGGUCACGGGUUAGACGUCCACGACGAGGCUUUGUGCGCGGGCGGCAGCAGGCCCAGCACGCCCCGAGCCGCCGCCCCCGCUACCACUCCGGAAUGCGAUGAGCCGCAGCGGUGCCCACACUGUGACAUCAACUUUCCCGACAAUGUUCUGUACACCAUCCACAUGGGAUGCCACGUUUACGAGCACCCUUUUCGCUGUAAUGUCUGCGGACACACGUGUACUGACAAGUAUGAUUUUGCCUGCCAUUUUGCUCAAGGGCAGCACAGGAAGUGA
This is a messenger RNA of Nerophis lumbriciformis (worm pipefish), 1182 nucleotides long. The record is from RefSeq and is a predicted model, not a curated record. Lineage: Eukaryota; Metazoa; Chordata; Actinopteri; Syngnathiformes; Syngnathidae.